GCGGAACUGCGCUCCCGGCCAGUGCUCCUCGCCGCCACCGCCCCGCGCCGCGGACCCGCCUGGUCCCGCCCGGUUCCGCUUGGUCCCGCCCAGUCAGCCAUGGCGGGACUUGUGGUCAAUGGAACACAAGUGUCCUACAUAGGCCAGGACUGCAGAGAAAUUCCAGAGCACCUCGGCAGAGACUGUGGACAUUUCGCAAAGAGGCUCGAUCUGAGCUUUAACCUUCUGAGGUCACUGGAAGGACUGAGCGCGUUCCACAGCCUGGAGGAGCUCAUCUUGGACAACAAUCUGCUCGGGGACGACCUCGUGUUGCCAGGGUUACCCAGCCUCCAUACCUUAACCCUCAACAAGAACCAAAUCACUGAUUUGGAGAGUCUGCUUGAUCACCUGGCAGAAGUGACACCAGCUCUGGAGUACCUCAGCCUACUGGGUAAUGUGGCAUGCCCCAACGAGCUGGUCAGCUUGGAAAAGGAUGAGGAAGACUACAAGAGAUAUAGAUGCUUCGUUCUGCACAAGCUACCCAACUUGAAGUUUCUGGAUGCCCAAAAAGUAACCAGACAGGAACGAGAGGAGGCAUUGGUCAGAGGGGCAUUUAUGAAGGUGGUGAAACCCAAGGCUUCCAGUGAGGAUGUUGCUGCCUCUCCAGAGUGCCACUAUACACCCCUGCCUUCUGCUUCCAGGGAGCUCACCAGUCACCGAGGUAGGGACUCAGCUUGUUAUUGCUCAGUGGCUGCAGGAAGGGACACUUUGCCAUACAGAGCUCUGGGCUCAUUACUGCUGCCUUUGUACUCUAAAAGGAAUGCAGUGCUUUUUCAGUCCUUGAUGAGAAAACCGUACCUGUCAAACCUAGCGAUUUUCACUCAUAUUAAAUAGAAUUCAGUGGCAGUCUACUGGGAAGGCAAAUAAACCCAUGGUUUAAUAUAAUUUUGUGAUUUUUUUGUUUGAAUAAGGAGAUUGUAGUAUUUAAAAAUUAGUAAGUAGAUCAUUGCAUUCAGCAAUAGUGAUGGAGAGAAAUUGGGAAACUCACUAAUACUUAUAAAAGUAUUGUUUGGGAGUGUAAUAAUUGAAAUCUGUAAUUUCCAAAUGAAUGAACUCACUUACAAUUAAAAGGAAUUCCAGUUUGCCUGGCAACAUUGGAAAGAAUCAAUGUGCAGUUUUCACUGAAUUCUCUGAUCCUCAAAACAUUAAUUUGGCUUAUCCAAUUCUUCCAAAGCCUUGAAUUCCUGUUGCCAUCUUUAGAGUCCACAGCUUCAAAAGCAGGCAGAAUACUGCCAUGAAGUAUCAUUUGAAAAUAAAAUGCCUUAUACCUAGGCUGGAUGCUUGGUCCAAGGAUUAUGUAAUUUCCCUUUUAGGAAUUGGUAAGGGCAAGAAGAGGGCAUAUGGUGUAAUGUCUUUACCCUGUUUUAUAUUGAUUAUGAUGACAGCCACAUUUCCUAAUUAUGAAUCUACCUUCCAAGGUUAAAUACAUAAAGACUCAGACUGAGAGUGUCACAUACUCUAAACAUUAUUUCUCCAAGCAGGAAAUUCCCCUUGUUCAUCAGAGGACAGCAACUAAGGGCUAUUCUAGCUUUGUCAUCCCAGCUACAUUGCUGGAUAUAGGAGGAAAGGCAAUGGAGACUCUCCGAAAGUGGUACGGUUGGGUCUCUGAGAAGACUUACAGGCUCUGAGCAAGUGGCACAUUUAUAGUCUGCAGGAAAUGAUCAAGAAAGGAAUGCAGAGCCCUAGGUGUCUAUGAAUCAGACCUGUGUUGCCUGUUGGAUGGUGUCACACUAUAAAGUUGAGAGGUUCUGAUGUCAGGGUAUCAGUAGAACUUUUCUACUUUUCAAUAUACUUCAGUUAAUUAGGGCUCAGUUGUGAUUCCCUUCAUUAAUUGUCGAUUUUAUCAACCUGACUCCCAGUCAGGUUGGAUGAGUAGCUGUCAACGUGUUACAUUUUGAGGGGCAUGAGCAGGUCUCCUUGAUUGAAUGUCCUUACAAAGGCCAUUUUUGUCUUUCUCUAUGCCUUUAGAGACCAUUUUGGGUAAUUCCUAUAGGCAAAUAACAAUGUCAUAUUUAGAAGGAGUAAAAAAUUAACCCUGGCAUCAUAUUCUCAUGGGUUUAUUCAUUGGUUUCUUGUUUUUGAAUAAAGGAAAUUUUACUUUGUAGCCUGUUGAGUACACUGCAUAGGAAGUGAAGUCUCAGACCUCAAACACACUUGAAAAAAUUUAUCUAGCCAUGAAAUUGGCAUAUCACAAUAGGAGGACAUGAUCAAAUAAGUGAUAAUCAUCAAGAAUAGGAAAAUACCAUCUGCCAUUUUAACAAUAAGGUAAGAAACCUAAACCUUGAGGAAAUAGAAUAUAAGACAGUAAGUUUUGAAGGUGAUUGAGUAAUAUUUAGAAUAUGAAAAAAUGCUUAGACUUAGAGAGAAAAUGGGUGCCUUUGAUGACAUCAGAGCCCAACAGCAGUGGACAAAAGGGAUCCAGGAUCUAAGGACAAACAUCUCUUACUGAGAAAUAUCCCUACACACUUAACACACUGGUUGGCUGAUCAGUGCUAAGGGCAUGGAUGUUGAAAAAAGCAAGUCUGCAUUAUAAAACAAGGGUCAGUUCUUUGGGUCCAUGGCAUGAAGAGACUGGUAAAGAGAGAGCCAAAGACAGCUCCUUAAGCCUCCAUUGUUGGUCUGAUCUGUUUAUAGAAAAGGGGAGAAUGGUAUAUUUCAUCUUGGCAUGACUCAUGUAACAGCAAAUGGGAAAAUUAUUUCUUGAACCCAGAAUAAAACCACUUAAUGCCAUCUUGUUUUUCUUCUAAUUAAAAAAAAAAAAAAC
Molecule: messenger RNA, 2803 nt
Organism: Trichechus manatus latirostris (Florida manatee)
Lineage: Eukaryota; Metazoa; Chordata; Mammalia; Sirenia; Trichechidae
Gene: LRMDA
Product: leucine rich melanocyte differentiation associated
Exons: 6
Coding region: 100-873 (257 amino acids)
Biological process (GO): melanocyte differentiation
Molecular function (GO): protein binding
Source: RefSeq, a predicted model, not a curated record